AUGGGAAACGUGGAAGAGACCGUUUACGUCGCUUCGGACGAGCUGGACCCGGAGUGGUGGAGCCAGCUGCGGAGCGCGCUGAAGGCCGCCGGCCACGGCGUUGGCGGCGGCGAGAAGUUCUCGGGGCUGGUGGAGAUGAUCAUCUGCACCGCCGCCCGCUCCUUCUGGGGGUCCAGGCAGUCCACCUUCACGGCGGGUAUCCAGAGCUUGAGGAAGACGCUCAGGGAGUCCAGUGGCCCCUGGAGCGUGUCCGAGGAAGAGUUCGGUGUCACGAACAAGUUUGCUUUCCUGCAGUUCCCCACGCGGGCGAAGCCGGGCGUGGCCACGAGGCGCUGGAGUAUCGAGGCCCCGAGCACGGACAAGUUCAUGGACUCCUGCAUGGCGCAGCUCGGCGUGGUGCGCACGAACCAAUACCGCCUGCUCAGCGAGACGGCCUGCGGGGAGCACCCCGCCCCCUGCGGCUCGGCGGACGUGGCGUUCCACCCGUUCAAGUCCAUCCAAAGCUACUUCAGCUGCUGGGGCUUCGCGGACAAGUACGGCCACGGACCAGCCGACCCGCGAGGAUCCUGGGAAGACGGCGACGGCCGCAUGGGCGUCUACUACCUGUCGCGGGACCAGGAGCUCAAGGGCUGACCGGCUGCCUGGCAGAGUCCAGGCUGCCCAGACUCGGGAGCCUUGAGACUUUCAGACGGGGUGCUCCGUGUUUCUGCAUCAAACGGGCCACCGUUGGAGUUCUGCCAGCCGCGACUGCUGCGCGCUGCACUUGAAUUUGCGAAUUCGAACCACGCCCGACAGCAAACGACCCGUCGCCCUCUUAAUUAUGGGCGAGCGCGGCCAUGGCGGCGGCGCGUUCUUUGCGGCUUGGCUGUCCGCAUGGCCGACAGCGCCUGCGGAGUUUGUCGGUCUUUCCGUCUCUCCUCUGGCACGGGCGCUCUCCCAAGACACCCAGCGCCUUGAGACGAGUUAAGUCAGGUUUACUGUAGCUUUC
Molecule: messenger RNA, 988 nt
Organism: Prorocentrum cordatum
Lineage: Eukaryota; Dinophyceae; Prorocentrales; Prorocentraceae
Source: the annotation of a GenBank genome assembly